Notolabrus celidotus (New Zealand spotty) is the source of this 821-nucleotide messenger RNA. It is a transcript of the gene dut, whose product is annotated as deoxyuridine triphosphatase. Gene Ontology annotation, biological process: dUTP catabolic process; dUMP biosynthetic process. NCBI's taxonomy places the organism in Eukaryota, Metazoa, Chordata, Actinopteri, Labriformes, Labridae. Gene Ontology annotation, molecular function: magnesium ion binding; dUTP diphosphatase activity. The transcript is spliced from 8 exons. The record is from RefSeq and is a predicted model, not a curated record. The coding region runs from base 52 to 735 and encodes 227 amino acids.
UGACAGUCAGCUGGGAGUCCGUAACACUCACAGACGAGGAUAGCAAACAACAUGACACGACUGUUGCCACGGCUCAGAAACUUUCAUCUACAAUGCCCGUUGUUUUAUGACACUACUACGUGUUUCUUAGGGAGGCAGUUUCAUAUUCAGACGCUCACUCAAAACAAAGGCAAGCUAGAAAUGACUAUGAACACGUUUACACUAUCGCCACCACGUCCUCUUUAUUCGGAUGCAAUGCAAGUUACAGAUGCCUCCGCUAUCUCCCCAUCAAAGAAAGCAAGGCUAGAAACAAAGCCUGCAGAAGAAAGACCUGUCCUCAGAUUUGCAAAACUGACUGAGCAUGCAACGAAACCAACCAGGGGCUCAACUAAAGCUGCAGGAUAUGACCUCUACAGUGCCUACGACUACUCAAUUGGUCCCCUGGAUAAGGCCAUUGUGAAGACAGACAUUCAGAUAGCAGUUCCUCAUGGCUGCUAUGGAAGAGUGGCACCGAGAUCCGGACUGGCAGCCAAAAACUUCAUUGAUGUUGGCGCUGGAGUUGUAGACGAAGACUACAGAGGAAAUGUGGGAGUUGUGCUCUUUAACUUCAGCAAGGAAACAUUUGAGGUGAAAAAAGGUGACCGAGUUGCUCAGCUGGUUUGUGAGAGAAUCUGUUACCCGGAUCUGGAGGAGCUGGAGACACUUGAUGAGACGGAGCGUGGUGCUGGAGGCUUUGGAUCAACCGGACGCAACUGAAGGCUCCAAUGGUUCAUGGAGUUAUGCUGUACAUGUUUUUAAAAUAUCUAUAAAAGUUUCUAAUAAAGUUUUUUUUCCUUUUUGUA